Molecule: messenger RNA, 1877 nt
Organism: Actinia tenebrosa (Australian red waratah sea anemone)
Lineage: Eukaryota; Metazoa; Cnidaria; Anthozoa; Actiniaria; Actiniidae
Product: protein ERGIC-53
Biological process (GO): endoplasmic reticulum to Golgi vesicle-mediated transport
Cellular component (GO): Golgi membrane; COPII-coated ER to Golgi transport vesicle; endoplasmic reticulum-Golgi intermediate compartment
Molecular function (GO): D-mannose binding
Source: RefSeq, a predicted model, not a curated record
UUUGUUUAAAUCCAAGAUGGCGGACGUGACGAGUUUUUCUCUGCCAAUUUUUCUAUUUUUUAUAAUUCCUAGUCUUAUUUUAGCGGAUUCUGGUGAACGACACGUUAAAUAUGARUACAAAUACAGCUUCAAGGGUCCACAUUUAAUGAAUAAACAAGGGCAAAUACCGUUUUGGACUUUUGGAGGAAGUGCUAUACCAAGCAAUGAUCAAGUUAGGAUAACGCCAUCUCUUAGGGAUCAAUCAGGUUUUUUGUGGACGGCAAAUAAAUUCUCCAGUGAAUCAUGGGAAAUUGAAGGUCAUUUUAGAGUGACAGGGAGAGGAAGAGUUGGUGCUGAUGGAUUUGCCAUAUGGUUUACAGAGACGGCUGGGAAGCAGGGACCUGUGUUUGGUAGUUCUGACAAGUGGAAUGGUUUGGGAGUUCUAUGUGACUCGUUUGAUAAUGAUGGAGAGCAAAAUAACCCUUUUGUGUCCAUAAUGGUGAACGAUGGUACCAAGGCUUAUGAACACCACAAUGACGGCAAGAACCAACACCUUGGUGGAUGCCUUAGAGACUUCAGAAACCGACCUCAUCCAAUUCGAGUCAAAGUUCGCUAUUAUCAACAUGUUUUGACUGUUUGGUUUCAUUCAGGAAUGAGCACAAAAUCAGAAGACUUUGAAUUAUGUACAAGAAUCGAGAAUGUAAAUUUACCAAAAGAAGGAUACUUUGGAAUAUCUGCUGCUACUGGCGGACUAGCUGACGAUCAUGACGUGCUGUCGUUCAGUACCUUGACUCUAACACCACCUAAAGAGGGGGGCGCACCAGGGACUGGAAUUUCACAAGAAGAGCAAGACAAACUCACUAAACAAUAUGAAGAAUAUCAACAGAAGCUGGAAAAACAGAAGCAAGAAUAUGCUGAGGCUCACCCUGAUAAAGUCAAAAAAGACGAAGAACAGUACGAAUCAGCCUACGAGCGUGACAUUCGCUUGGUCUACGAAGGUCAGAACGCUAUUCACCACAUGCUAAAUCAGCUGCACACAAAGACAGGAGAAUUGACCGUCCAAGCCAACACGUUGCACACCCUGGUUAGUACGGACCAUAACAGAAUGUCGAACAUGGUGACUUCAGAUAAGACGAUCAACAGACAAGAAGUCAACACGAUCAUCAACCUACAACAACAGAUGACUACUAAACUAGAUGAUAUCAAGAAUGCUCUCGGUCGAAUCCAGCCUGGAAGCCUAGACAAGAGAGAUGUUGGCACAUCUGACGUAUCAAGUCAAAUAGGUACCAUGCAGAAUGCCAUGGAUACUCUUCUACAUACAGUGAAUAACAUGGCCUCUAAACAACAAUUCGCAGGCGACAAAAAGAAGGACUGUCCCCCACCCCCACCGAUGCCUCAAUGUAUUGGGCCUGGUUACUUUGUAUUUCUGAUAAUCACUCAAAUUGCCAUGCUAGUCGGUUAUAUAACUUAUCGCAACCAAAAGGAAGCGGCUGCAAAAAAAUUCUUUUAAAUCAAUGUCAAUAGUUUAUAAUUUGGAAUAACGUUUUCUUCACCAUUUGGCUUUACAAUGUUAACAGUUGUUUGGGCUUCCUGUGAUAUUUUAGAAAUUUCUCGACCAAAUUGCAUUGCGGUAUACUUUGAAUCCUGGGGGCCCACAUAUAUGACAUAAGAUAUCACAUAAGACGUUAGAAAAGAUUCAUUUUUCAACUUUUUUUUCGGGUCAUGGUCAUAAGACCUUUCCAGAAAUCACUUGAGAGACCACGAGACAAUGUGUUURAAUUGCCCUAUUUCACUAUGACGUCACUGCUUGUUUAUGUGGGGGAUAGAAUCGCCAAAUCCAAUAGAAAAUUCAACAAAAUUUGCUCCUAGCGAAACAGUUUAAUCUAAAAUGGCUUGGU